Austrofundulus limnaeus is the source of this 5390-nucleotide messenger RNA. It is a transcript of the gene kdm2ab, whose product is annotated as lysine (K)-specific demethylase 2Ab. The transcript is spliced from 23 exons. The coding region runs from base 280 to 4191 and encodes 1303 amino acids. NCBI's taxonomy places the organism in Eukaryota, Metazoa, Chordata, Actinopteri, Cyprinodontiformes, Rivulidae. The record is from RefSeq and is a predicted model, not a curated record. Gene Ontology annotation, molecular function: protein binding; DNA binding; zinc ion binding.
UAAUUUUCGGACCAAUAGGAUGAGUAGGAGGGCGGAUCCUAAAGCGUUUUCUUUUCCUCUUUUCCUUUUUUUUUUUUGUGUGUGUGUUUUUUGACCAGCUGAAAUGGCGGCCCGUAGCGUCGUGUAACUUUAUCGCACAAUAAAUAAAAAAACAAUAUAUGCUCGUUUUUUUUCCCCAACACGUAACAUGGGGACGAACUUCACUGAGACACUUCGGACGUUCUAGUCAAGAUUCGUUAUUUUUUAUCACAUCGUCUGGAAAGAGUUAAAAGCGUUAUUAUGGAGGAUCCUCACACACGGUACAGCAAACGUUUGCGCACAGGUACRCGUCGUCGCUACCAGGACGAUGGCAUCUCAGAUGAUGAAAUCGAAGGAAAACGAACUUUUGACUUGGAUGAGAAGUUGCAGUGUGAGAGGUUUGGCUCGGAUCUGGUCAAACUCAUGGAUGGUAAAGAUUUCACAUAUGAAUACAUACAGAGGGAAGGUCUCAGGGAUCCAAUCAUUUUUAGGAAAGCUGAUGGACUUGGCAUACAAAUGCCAGACCCUGAUUUUAGUGUGAGCGAUGUUAAGCUGUUUGUUGGUAGUCGACGGAUUGUAGAUGUUAUGGACGUGAACACCCAGAAGGGCAUUGAGAUGUCGAUGGCUCAGUGGCGACGUUAUUACGAGACGCCCCCGUCUGAGAGGGAAAAGCUUUACAACGUUAUCAGUCUGGAGUUCAGCCACACCAAACUAGAAAACCUGGUCAAACGACCAGCGUCGGUGGAUCUCAUAGAUUGGGUGGACAACAUGUGGCCCCGGCAUCUCAAGGAGAGGCAGAGAGACUCCACUAAUGCCAUCAUAGACAUGCAUUAUCCCAAAGUACAGAAGUACUGUCUCAUGAGUGUGCAGGACUGCUUCACAGACUUCCACAUCGAUUUUGGUGGAACUUCAGUCUGGUACCACAUUCUGCGAGGGGCAAAGGUCUUUUGGCUCAUUCCACCCACACCUCAGAACCUGGAUAUGUAUGAAAACUGGGUUCUGUCUGGAAAGCAGGGAGACAUCUUCUUGGGGGACAAGUGUUACGACUGUCAGAGAAUAGAGCUCAACCAAGGAAACACCUUCAUAAUCCCAUCAGGUUGGAUUCAUGCUGUCUACACUCCAGAGGACACUUUAGUAUUUGGAGGAAACUUCCUUCACAGCUUUAACAUCCCCAUGCAGCUCAACAUCUACAACAUUGAGGACCGCACACGGGUUCCUGCAAAGUUCCGCUACCCGUUUUACUACGAGAUGUGUUGGUAUGUCCUAGAGAGAUACCUCUACUGUCUGACCAACAACUCCCACCUCACACCUGAGUUCCAAAAAUACUCACUUGGUAUUGGGCUGACUCCAGCUGACCUUGAAAUCAACGAUCUCUCCAUGGAUGGAACUUCUAAUGGGAUUGACAGCGAUGAUGAAAAUGAACUCACCGUUAUAAAAGAAGAGGUCAAAGAAGAGGAUGCCGAAGAUGAACAUUCUGCCCAGGUUCAGCAUGUGCUGACCCCCUUUGAGCUGGAUGGCCUGUGGAACCUGAUAGGAAAGCUGGAGGAGCUGCCGGCCCACAAAAAGUGUGUUCCUGCGGGGAUCAGAAAUGCWGCGGCCCUGCUCGAGGACAUGAAGAAUGUUUUGCAGAAGUGUGCAAAUGACGACAUUAAGCUUGCCUACACUGGAGAGCCUAUUAUCAAAUGGCCUAAAAGGCCUUUGUGGUACCAGCCACCCACUCCUCCUCCACCCGUUCUUUACCGUCCUCCUCGGUUGGGCCCGUCCCUCCACAAGUCUCAGAGGCCCACCAAAGGCACGUCCAUUUCAGCUCUGAGGCGCAGACGGGUGAGGUGCAAGCGCUGCUCCGCCUGCCGCAGGAAAGAGUGCGGCGACUGCCAGUACUGCCAUGACAUGAGGAAGUUCGGCGGGCCUGGACGCAUGAAGAAGGGCUGCCUCCUGAGACAGUGUCUAAUGCCCGCCUUGCCCAACACUGCUCGGUGUGCCGUUUGUGGAGAGGGCGAGUUUGAUGAAUCAAAUCCAAGCACUCACUCUCUCAUGGAGUGCACACUCUGUUCACAGAUCGUUCAUCGUCAGUGUGUUAAGGAACCUGGUGAGGGGAAGAUCAAUAAGGACCUACCCAGCUGCUGGGAGUGUCCAAAGUGUUACCAAGGCAAAGGCUCUGACUCGGAGUCUUCCAGUGAGGAGGAAAGUGCUGAGUCGGAUGGUUCAACGUUCUCGCCUCAGCCCAAACUCGGCUAUCAGGAAGGCACCGGUGGUGCAGGAGACGGGUCGAGACGAGGGAAACGCAGUAGACCCCCAGGCCGACAGACGGCCCCGCCCCCUUCACAAAAACUGCUGCUGCAGCAUCAACAGAAUCGCAAAAGAGAGAGUGCGCUGGAGUACAGACUGAAGAAGAGGAUAAAACUGGAAAGGACCAAACUUUUAAGAAAACAGGCGACUCUAGAUCGCUCUCCCAGGCUGCUGAGCUCCCGCCUGAUGUCCCGCCUGCACUCUCCGAGCAGCAGACUGUCUCAGAGCAAAGGUCGAGGCUCGGCCUGGUCCAGCAGCUCGUCUUACAGGAGCGCUCCAGGAGGAACCGGCUCCUUCCAGCAGCGGCAGCAGCAGCUGGUGCUCGAGCCAAAGGGAGAGCCCCGCAGAGGGAGGGGGCGAGGCGUGAGACUGCGGGGAGGAGGAGCGGGGCGAGGCGUCAGCGGUGGGCAGAGCCGCACUGACCUGGAGGAGGAGAGCGAGGACACCAGCAGCAGCAGCACCAACAACAGCAGCAGCAGCGACGAUGACGACGAGGAAGAGGAGAGCGGACUGAACAUUAGGAGAGGAGGGGACAAGGAGAACCAGCCCCAGUCCAGGCGAGGAGGAACGUCCGCGAAAGAGCAGGAGGACGAUGGGGGUGAGGCGCCCAACCAGAACGGUGCAGAGGAUGACGAGGAGGAGGAGAUGGAGCAGGACAUUCCUAAAGGGGACAAAGAUAGCUCCACUCUUAAAGUGACUCUUCAGAAGCCACCCAGAGCAAAACAGGACUCGUCAGCCAUCGUUCCCAAAUUAGAGGCUGUUUCCUCUCAAACUGCCACUUCUGCAACGCACAACCAGAGCAGAACUCUCAUCAGACCCCCUAUUAGGAAUUGCGGUCCUCGUCCGGAUCAUCACUCGCACAGACACGUGCCUCCACAAACCCGGAGCGGACACACGUACUCUCACCCGUCCCACCAAGAGAGACUGGACGUGUCUAAAAGGUCGAGACCAACAAGGCCGGCCAAACUGAGCAACGGGGCCGCUUCGUCUUCAUCUGAGCUCCAGCACCUCCGCAUCCCCCUGUCCGCCCUGCAGGAGGGAGGGGGCGAGGCGGACAGGGAGAGCACCGGGAGCAACCCGAGCUGCGAGAGGGAGGUUUGGGUGUCGGUCUUUCGCUACUUGAGUCGUGCGGAUUUGUGCGUCUGCAUGGCCGUCUGCAAGAACUGGUACAAAUGGUGUUUAGAUAAGAGGCUUUGGGCGCGGAUCGACCUGAGCAUCAAGCGAACUGUUACUCCUCAGGCCCUCACAGGAAUUAUAAAGAGGCAGCCUGUCACACUCGACCUCUCCUGGACAAACAUCUCUAAAAAACAGCUCAACUGGCUUGUUGGCCGCCUGCCUGGGCUGAAGGAUCUGAUGCUGUCAGGUUGUUCUUGGUCGUCUAUUUCAGCUCUGUCCUCCACUGGUUGUCCUCUCCUUCGGUCUCUGGACUUGCGGUAUGCAGAUGGGGUCAAAGACUCACAGAUCAGAGAUUUAGUCACUCCUGCAGGCUGUGACAAUCGCAGCCCAUUGAGGAACAUGCAGUGUUUGCGGCUAGCAGGUCUGGACAUCAGCGACUCCACUCUGCGUCUGGUGAUUCGCCACAUGCCCCAUUUAACGAAACUGGACCUCUCCCACUGCAACAGCCUCACCGACCACUCUGUCAACCUGCUGACCGCCGUCGGUUCGUCCACCCGAAACACGCUGACGGAAUUCAACUUGGGAGGCUGCAGUAAACUGACAGAUACGUGUUUGAAGUAUCUCCGCCGCCUCUCCUGCAUCUCGCUGCUCGACCUGCGAGGCUGCAAAGGUGUCUCAAGAAAGGCCUGCGAGGCCUUCAUCUCCGAGUUGUCAGUCAACACGCUCUACUGCUUAUCAGAUGAAAAACUGAUCCAGCGGAUAUCCUAGUCGCCGUGCAGCUCCUGACGCGACACGGAGGUAUGGGAAGCUGUAGGAGGGGUGGGGUCUGACAUGGAGGGCUUGCUCACUUAUUGUGGAAAUAUUACAGCUGAAAGAAUUCAUCUUACUUUAUUUCAUCUUUGUCUACAAAGAGACUCAGGAGCUUUUAUUUUGCUGUUUCAUAAAAAAGAAGAUAAAAAGCAUAUCAUUUGUUAUUAAGAGUGGGAGAACAAUUAACUAGCUGUUUUAGACUCCUCCUCAGUCCUGAACCAUCCCAAGCCUUCAGAAACAUGAGCAAAGAUUUGAUUUUCAUCAUUUGGGUAAAAAAAAGCUUUCUGGAAUCUUUGUUCUGUCUGACUGAUCCACCAUAAAUCAUAUUUGUCUUGCAAUAUAUUGAACUUUAUUCAGCUACAUUUGGGUGCUUCAAGUAAAUGGGUCAUGUCUUAUUUUAUUUUAUUUUUUUGUCAGAAAGUGUUAAAGACUUGCGCUUUAUGCACAAAAAAUGUGUGAAUUUUUUUUAAGGAAAAAACUUUUUUGCGUCCCAACUACUGGAGUGGCCUGUGUUUACCAGUUUUGGAUUAAGCUUGUUAUGUCCUAUACUGUACUUCAGUGGUAUACAUGUUGCGUAUACAUUGUUGAGCGCAUAAGACGGUACAAAGAUGGUGUGAGUUGGCAAUCAUCAUGGCAGCAAGACCUCACCCCAGAAAAAAGGGCAGGUUGUGUUGAGCGGGGGGUGGGAAUAAGUUGUCGGAUAAAUGGUGCAUUUUUCAAACAGCAGUUCAAGUUUAACUUCAGGUGCUAUUAUUUCCAAAUUUAAUUGCUUUGUUUUUGUACAGACAGCAUUUAAAGUAAAAAUACUCUAGAUAAAAACUGCCCCCCUCUUUGAUACAGUUUUUUUUUUGUAUGACUAAAAAAAGUAAUUUACUUGUUCAGUUCAGUGUGGAGAUGUAAAUGUUUAUUUUUUUGAAGCUUUGUUCCUGUUGAGUGUUACGACUUUAUGAAAGGUCUUCUUCCAGACUGCUCCCCUGGCCACAUCUCCCAAAAUGAAUAUAAGUAUAUAAAUAUUUACUUUGUGUAAAUGUGUUUUCUUUUUCUUCUCUUAGAUUAUAAAAAAAUGGGAAUCCUGUAGCAUUGUAAUUAUUUUGAGAAGCUUUUUUCACUUCAUGUUGUGUUAUUUUUCAAGAAAAAUAAAGAAAUGGUUAACACUU